AUGUCACAGAGCUGCGGAACAGUGAAGGAAUCCCGGCUAAUCGACGAGCGCUCGGAAUGGCGCACGUUCAGCGAUAAGGACAAGGACACGACUGACCCUAAUCGUGUCGGUGGGCCUACAAACCAUCUGCUGGAGGGACUUACGACCACGAUUGGACGCGAGCGGAAUGACGGCGGCCUGUCUUACACGCUCAACCGAAUUCAUGCUCGUACCAACAACCCAGAUCGGGUCAUCAUGGCGGCGAUGAAGGAGGUCGGCCGGAUGUGCGAGCUGCUCAAAGUCAACGGGACGGUCAAAGAUCGCGCAUUGGAAAUUUAUAAAGAAGUGGUGGAGGCUAAGACGCUCAAGGGCCGUUCCGUUAAGGCUCUCGCCGCCUCCUGUCUGUUCUGGGCAUGUCGCCAGGAGAAGCAGGCGCGCACGUUCAAGCAGAUCGUGGCGGUGCUUGGAAACGACGUGAGCAAGAAGGAGAUUGGCCGCUGCUUCAAGGACCUGCAGCAGCUCAAAAAGGACGAGCUGCACAAGCAGGGCGCUUCAGCUGACGCGUUGGCGUCCACCAUGAACCAGACUGUACAGCACCCUGCAGAGUUUGUGCGCAACUACUGUAACCACCUGCGGUUGGAAUUCAAGUGCAAGAAGCUGGCGGAGGAGAUUGCGCAGAACGCCAAGCCACAGGACCGCCGUGUCCCAUGGGACGGUCGCACGCCCACGUCCAUCGCAUCCGCCAUCGUGUUCAUCGCCAUGAUGCUGUGGGAGAUCAAGAAGGAAGAGGGCCAGGCGGGGGCUGGCGGCUCGGCUGGGCAGCCCGCUUUCGCCAGCCUCAAGGCCGCCAAGGCACGAGCGGAUAGCGCCAUGCAGAAGGUCGCCAUUAUCUCUUCCGUAGCAGAAGCCACCAUUCGAGCCGCGUACAAG
Volvox carteri f. nagariensis is the source of this 909-nucleotide messenger RNA. RefSeq lists its product as uncharacterized. Lineage: Eukaryota; Viridiplantae; Chlorophyta; Chlorophyceae; Chlamydomonadales; Volvocaceae. The annotation marks the transcript as partial. The transcript is spliced from 8 exons. Gene Ontology annotation, molecular function: TBP-class protein binding. Gene Ontology annotation, cellular component: transcription preinitiation complex; nucleus. The record is from RefSeq and is a predicted model, not a curated record. Gene Ontology annotation, biological process: transcription preinitiation complex assembly; DNA-templated transcription initiation.